GUGUCGAAAAUAAAUUAUCACAUUUUUUAUUAAGAUUCUUUUUAGUUUUAUCGCUUUUGUUACUAUUUUCGCAUUUAAUAAAUUUUCUUAUGGAAAAUAUUGGGAACGCCACCAUUCCCGAGCUUCACACCUGGAAUUUAACCAUCUAUUAACAAGUGCUUUAAGCAUAAAUAAAAGUUCCACUUAAAAAUUCAACGCCAAACACAUCCUAACUUCCAAAUUCUGCUCCUGUUUUACAUAUCCAAAGGAAUAAAAGGACGUUCCUAACUUUUUUUCAUUUAUUCAGGUAAAACUUAAGUCUUUAAAAAUCAGAAAAAACUCGGCUCCGAUUAAAAUUUAUAUUGCCAAAAUAUCAAGAAGAACACAAAUUAUCCGGUGUUGCGGAUUCAAAAAAUGUUUGCCAACGAGGAACAGCACCUCUAAUAAGACAAGCCAACACGACCGAGUAGCUCCAACAUUCCCGCUAAUAAAUACGGACGGCAAAACAGAAAGCAGCUCCAAACUGCUGCCGACUGAAAUUAAUGAAGACGUUGAAACGACUAAAUCAAAUCAAGAUGCAAGCACAGCAUUUGUUGAGUUCAGCACGCCUGAAAAAACUGAGCCAACUAUUUCUGAUGUCAUUUCGAGCGAAGCCUCUACAAUAAAGGCUACAUCAGUCACAAUUUUAACAACAGGAACGCCACUAAUCGAUGCCACAACUAAUUUUACCUCGAAAUUUGAGAUUGGUUUUUUUUAACUCUCUUUUAUUUAAUAUUUUAAGAAAAAAAUAACAUCUGGCAGCAACCACUUCAACAACAACAACAACAACUUCUACUUCAACAGCGACAACUUCAACUGCAACCAUUUUAACAACAACCAGUACAACCAUUUCAACUACAACCACUUCAUCAGUAGCACGAACAACAACAACAUCAACAAUAACAACAUCCACAACAACCACAAGAACAACAAUAAAAAAGAUCAUUAUGCCUUGUCUCACAACGUGCGAAGAUUUCAACAAUUUUCUUUCUAAUCACUCGACAAAUAGACCCACACAGUGAAUCCCUGUUCGACUCAGACGGAAAUUUGAUAAGCAUGAACUUCAAUCUGUUUUUUUAUUAACUUUAAAUGAAAUUUUCAAACAGAUAAAAGAUUAUACGGAAUUUGGAUCGAUAUCGGCAAAUACACGUAUCUCUUGGGAAACAAACCGAUGAAUUGGGAAGAAAGCUACCAACAGUGUUCUGCUUUAGGAAUGGAAGCUCUCAACUUGGAAGACGCUUUCGAACAAGAAGGUUUGACCAAUUUGACCGUUGGCAUCAAUUCAGCUGACUGGAAGGCGAAUUUCAAUUACUGGACCGCUGGUCGGCGGCAGGGGGCUUCUCUUAGCCAGUGGGCUUGGUGCAAACCCGAUGGACCCACAUUUUUCUCUACAGAUUUGAAAUGGGAGCACGGGCAGCCAGACAACGCAGGCGGAAAUGAAGCUUGCGCCCAUUUCCGCUUCGUUUUGAAUUCCACGGGCACUAUCAUCACGGACCGCAACUGCAUGAGCAAAUUCAUUUUUGCUUGCAAAAUGCAGAUCAGCACAACCCCAAAGCCAUGCAUUGUUUCCUGCCCAAAGGACUCAUGCAAGAGAAAUGCAUCUUUAUUCGACUGGGGAAACAACCUGAAAAAUGGCUACGUUUAUGGCAAUUGGUACGAUGGAUGCGGCCGCCAAUUUCUAUUUUACUCGAAUAAUCCCUCAAAUUGGGCCACUGCCUAUCAACAAUGUUGUGGAAUUGGCUUGAAUCUGGCCUCGAUGGAGUCUGAGGGGAAACUACGGUGCUUAUUCAACGUAGCUAAAAAACUAUACUAUUCUGAAAAUUUGGGGGAUUUUUGGCUCUCUGGUACUGAUAUGGGAUGCCCUUCUAACUACCACUGGUGCUCCCUGAAUCGGGAUUUCAUCAACCCUGAGAUCAGGUGGAAGGAUGGCCACCCCAAGGUGGGUCCAAACUGCGUUUAUCUCGAGGUGAGGAACGAAUCGAUGCUACUCGCCACUGCCGACUGCAACGAGGGAAAACAUUUCCUUUGCGACGCGAGAAAAAAGGCGACAGUCCAAAGGGGGAUGCAGGGAGAAUGCGCUGAGAUUUGGGACAUCACAUCUGAUCAAAUUGACUUGCUUCUGAACGCCAGUGCUUUUCUUUCUGCAAACGUCUCUUUUAAUCUUAAAUGCUUUUUGAAAUGUAUCGGGGUUGAAUUAGGAUUGUUUGACCUGGGUGCGCUGGUGAAAAUUGCCGCAUUAAGACAGAUAGAAUUCGUGUCCCAGGACGAACCUUUGAAAAUGCAACAAGGUUUUGAUGCCUUCGAUAUGUGCAGUAAAAUUAAUUCUAACGAUGAAUGCGUGACUGCAUACGAAACCUACAAGUGCGGUCAGCAGAAUCAGCCGGAUUUAAUGUCCAAAAUAGUGACUAAUAAUUUCGACAACGGGACAGUGUACACCCCUCCGAUGCCGUGCGCUCCAGUUCGCAGAUUUUGUCAGCUUCCGAAUAUGAUCCCUUGCGAAAUAAACCAAACACUUUUAGACGCACUGAAUGCUGCUGGGAACGAUUCUCUUGGGCGUUUGGUAACAUACCAAAAUGAGACGUAUUACGUCAGCAUUCAUGAUAGUUCGAAUGGACACAAUCCUGUGGCGGCCUACAAACAGUGCUGCGCUCGCGGAAUGCGACUUUUCGAGCCUCGGACCCCCGCAUUGUUCAACUGGUCAUACUACUCCUUGUACCCAUUUUCCACUCCGAGUAAUAUGAUCGUUGGUGAGACAGAGUUCAUAAACCAGACGCACGAGGUGUGGUGCCGCAGCCGAGUCGUUGUCCCAGACUCCCUUUACAACUAUCUGCCCAGAUACCCGUGCUUUAAGUCUUUCCUCUACGUGCAUGAUUGGAAAGUCGGCGUUUGGUCUAGAGAGAACGGCGACAUUUUUGCUUAUUUUAUCAGCUUGCUGAACUCUACAGAAAGAACGUACUUUGACUUUUUCGUCUGCGAGAAACCAUAAAAUAAUAUUAAUUUAUGUUAUUUCUCUUUGGGUAUAGAAUAAAUAUUGCGUUUCUGUG
This is a messenger RNA of Cloeon dipterum, 3062 nucleotides long. RefSeq lists its product as uncharacterized. Gene Ontology annotation, molecular function: signaling receptor activity; odorant binding. The transcript is spliced from 23 exons. The record is from RefSeq and is a predicted model, not a curated record. The coding region runs from base 1190 to 3004 and encodes 604 amino acids. Lineage: Eukaryota; Metazoa; Arthropoda; Insecta; Ephemeroptera; Baetidae.